AUGAUGGCCCGAGUGAUGGUGGGGAUGGCCGGUGAAGUGAUGUGGGUGGUGUGGUGGAUGACCAGAGUGAUGUCCGGAGUGGUGAUGAGGAUGGUGUGGCUUUCCGGUGAAGUUCUUGGCUUCAAGGGCAACGACGAACAACACAAUGCACAAUAGAGCGGCAGUGAAUUUCAUUUUUGUAGGUUAGUUGAGACACCCAACAACUGAAUGAUGGUUUUAGAUGGGGAUGUUGAGCUUUUAUACUGACUUUGAGGUCAUAAUGAGAAACUUUUUUAAUUUAGUCUGCCUUGUUUGGCCUACAAAAUUGAGGAUACGGAAGUCUGUUUGCAAGUUUGCAAUUUGCACACCUUUUUUUGACAGUUGGAACGUGUACUAUUUCUGGUUUGAGACGUCAUGUCAAGUGUCACACGAUGUAAAACAUAGAGAGCUUUGUCAAAACUGUUGGUCCACAACCAGCUGCAAUGAAAGAGUCAUUUCACAACCAGCUGUAUAAACAUUGUCAUCCAACUACGCUUGAUAUAACAUUGUCAGUCAAGAACGUUUGAUAUAACAUUGUCAAUUUGCAAAAACGGCCGAGUUUGAUAUUGGUAUAGAUGCGUUGUCGUCAUAUUUCCUUCUCAUAGACCUAAAACAAGAUGAGCAAAUUGAAAAAUUGCAAACUAAUUUCCGUGUACUCAACCGUUUUGGUUGAAAAUUAUACCAAAAAGAGUGGGAAGAGACUAAAAUUGAAGUUUGUAGGGCAAAAAAAUUAAAGUACUAACAAUUUUGUAGGCCAAACAAGGCGGACUAGAUAAAAAAGUUUCUCAUUAUGACCCCAAAGUCAGUAUAAAAGCUCAACAUUCUCAUCCAAAACUAUCAUUCAGUUGUUGGGUGUCUCUAACCCUACCAAAAUGAAAUUCACUGCCGCUCUAUUGUGUAUUGUGUUGUUCGUCGUUGCCCUUGAAGCCAAGAACUUUACCGGAAAGCCUCACCACCCAAGCCAUCCACCACACCAUCCUCACCACCACUCCGGACAUCACUCCGGUCAUCCACCACACCACCCACAUCAUUUCACUGGGCAUCCUCACCAUCACUCUGGUCACCACUCUGGUCACCACUCUGGUCACCCACCCCACUCUGGCUCCGGACACCCACCGCACCACCCACACCACACCGGUCACCACUCCGGCCACCCACCACACCACCCACACCACUCCGGCUCUGGCCACCCACGUCCACCACGCAGCCCAGGACACGUUAGCCGUCGUCCACACCACAAACACACCACCCCACAAUAAGUCGACAGUUUAG
Bursaphelenchus okinawaensis is the source of this 1290-nucleotide messenger RNA. The record is from the annotation of a GenBank genome assembly. NCBI's taxonomy places the organism in Eukaryota, Metazoa, Nematoda, Chromadorea, Rhabditida, Aphelenchoididae.